Messenger RNA from Lodderomyces orthopsilosis Co 90-125, 1146 nucleotides. RefSeq lists its product as uncharacterized. Gene Ontology annotation, cellular component: Golgi apparatus; membrane. The record is from RefSeq and is a predicted model, not a curated record. Lineage: Eukaryota; Fungi; Ascomycota; Pichiomycetes; Serinales; Debaryomycetaceae. Gene Ontology annotation, biological process: retrograde vesicle-mediated transport, Golgi to endoplasmic reticulum. The coding region runs from base 1 to 1146 and encodes 381 amino acids. The transcript has a single exon.
AUGGUACGUGUGGCGGAAUAUGCAUGGCACCACCUUUUUCAAAGUUUUAACUCAAGACAAAAAUUAGAAGCCACGUUAAAUUUCAGGGAAACUGACGAGCAAUUUAUUCAAUUACAACACAACCAUAGCUACACCGUUGAAAUGAGUUUCUUACGAGGCAAGGACAUUCCACUAUCUACGGAGAUAUUGUUGGGACUUUUAACCUCCAUCAGCGCAUUUUUGUUUGUCAUCAAAUAUCGAAUUUUCAAAGACUCACAAACGUCCGGAUCUGAAGAAUUGAACUUUCAUGACAUCUUAGUUCUGUUCAUUCAAUUGGUUCCCAGUACAACAUUAUUCAACCCUUGGGUGAUUUUACUAGCCAUCUUUGCUGAAAUAUCCAUUGUUUCUUUCAUUUUUUCGUUUCUGGUGUUGUUUGUUGGCAGUAGAUUUGUUGAAAGAUUUUGGGGACGCAUGGAAGUGAUCAAAUUUGUUUUGAUCGUUGGUAGUGUGACCAACUUGAUUACUGUUUUGAUUGCUAUUAUAUCCAAUUUAAUUAGAGAAGAUGCAAAGAACAUGAAUACUCCAUUGGGUGGUGGUAUAUCCUACUAUUUUGGCUUCCUUGUUGUAUUUAAACAGUUGAUUCCAGAACACAACAUUGUAUUGUUUCAAGGGUUGGUCAACUUUAGAGUAAAGCAUGUGCCAUUUGCGUUGUUGGUAAUUUUGGGGCUUUGGUCUGCAAUUAUUAGUCAAUCUCUGUAUCCAGCUGUGCCAUCCACCGUGAGUUUCUUUGCUUCGUUUAUCUACUUGAGAUUUUUCCAAGCAUUACGUACAGAACCUAUCUUACCAGUUGUUUCGAAUGAUUCAAGUUCUGGUUGUGUCUUGAUUGGUGAUGCGUCUGAUACUUUUCAAUUAAUAGAGUUUUUCCCAGCAGUGACAAAACCUUACCUUGGGCCAGUGUUCAAUCAAGUAUACGAAUUAUCUGUCCUUUUGGGAAUAGUGACUCCAUUCAACGAUGAAACAGUUCAACAAAGUAAUACGAGGGCACAAAAGAGACUGGAACAAGUGAAUCAAAGUAACAAGAGUAUUGCCAGUUCUGUGGCCGAGAGAAGACGACAAAUUGCCUUGCAAGUGAUUGAAGAUAGAAUAAAUAAAGAGCAUCCAAAGUAA